AUGGGCUUUCCCUGGAACUUUGUUAAUUGGCAAAAUAACGAGGAACAGGAGUUCGAUGUUACUGCAUGGCAAUGGUCAUAUCCAAUCCUGCCGGCUCUUCCAGGGAGUGUCAAUGAAGCAGAUCUGGAUGGAUUACCCCAGAGUGCCGGACAUUAUGAUCUGGACACUGCUCCCUUGGACCCGUCGUCAUGUCACACAUCUGCAGAUACUUUCCAAGAUAGCCUGGACAUAUCACGGGAGGCAUACUACACCCAAAGACGGCCCCCUCGCCGGCAAAACCACUCCUGCGACCAAUGUCGCUCGUCGAAAAAGGCCUGUGACUUGUCCAUAAACAUGGUAACGCAGAAGCAAAAACAACUAGGAGCAUGUUCCACAUGCAAGGUGCGAGGCUUGGAUUGUACGACGACGUGGCUCGCGAAACGACAGUCUGCGCUAAGUACUAGAAAGCGAAUGCAACCAAUAUCGGCGGUUCCCGCGACCGAUCCUGGCAGUAGCACCAGCACCAGCACGAGAGCAGACAAGCAAUCUCUGAAUGAAUAUAUUCCGCCUCACCAGCUUCUCUCACCGUCUCUGUCGGGGCCUGAAUCAGACCUAGCCAGACACCUAGAGGCGAAGGAUGCGUGUUUACAAAGGUUCAAUCUUUACGUUGACAUAUUUGACAUGCCCGUUUCGCAGUGUCUCUUGCAAGGGAGCAUGCCUCCUUGCUAUAGUUCUGGAAUCGCCGCCUCUGUUCCUCUGGGUAAUAGCUCCCACAUGGCCACAUACCUUAACCGUGCCGACCGAUGGAUCCAGUGCUGUUCGGACGCAAACUUGAGCCACCCAGUAUCGAUGACUGUGAGAUCACAGACUUUCCGUACGGUAAGAAUCUUAGACGCUCUAUUUCAGGAUAAAGCGAUAUCAAGUUCACGCGAUGCCGCAAUCACCGAAACUUACAAAUGGGUCGCUAUUGCUACAUCGGCACAGUUUGCAGUUUGUAGGGACAGCCAUGGUCUUUCCCCAAACAGUUCUAGGGAGACUAGGUCAAAGAGUCGAGACUUUGCAUAUGCAACAUGGCGAAUGGCAAGACAGAUGGUAUUUGGUAAUAUUGCAGCGGUGUCUUCAUUUCGGUAUGGCGUCUCCUCGCUCAUAUUUGGCUUUACCCAACCCCCUAAGUCAGGUGAAGAUGAUUCUACUAUGGAGCAAGACGCUUUUUACAGUCGGAAUGAAGGUAUUCGACGUCUCCAGAUCCUCUGUAUACUGGCACGGAAGCGUCUACGGACAGAGGAUGAUCUCCGAGCUCUACCACCGCAUGUAAAAGAGAAUAUCAGGGAAUUGAUCGGGUCUGUUGAGUGGCUUGUCGAGAUAUCAAAAGUGGUGACAACCGUUCUAAGAAGUGGAGUACUUCAUGAUCUCUACCCUGCCGAUGCGCUUCCUACCAACACAGAAAGCGUUUCUAACAUCGGAGAAGCCGUUUCAACCCCCAAUAAUGAUAAAUCACCGUGUUCACAGGAGAUGUUUGACUCGAUUCUGGUGCGAGAGAAGACAAAGGAUGACAUCUUCGUAACACAAUGGCGCGAUGGCGUCUGUGAGGACACACUUCUGCAGAAACUCCGAGAGUUAGGAGCACUUACCAUUGUCCUGUGGAAGUCGCUAGCAAAUCUGGCCCAGGCGGCUGAAAAGAGUCCGAAGAAAAACCUCGAGUAUGCGGCUAUUCACCGAUUAUACUCUAUGGUUACCACGACCAUUGACCUGUGGCGAUCAAAUUUCGGCACUUUUGACGGAAUAACAACGGCGCAUAUCCAAAAUUCAUCUUCGACAUUCCAGAACAUUCUCUCCUUUUGCUCAAAUGAUGGCAACUUAGCUGUCAUGAUAUUCUAUGACAUCAUACAUAGGCUUGAGACGCAUCUCCAAGGGCAACCAUCCACUGUAAAUCAAAAUAACCUAUUGGAGGUGCUCCGAAACGACAGAAGUUACCACAAGAUGCAGCGACUUCUAAGUGCUAGAGAUAUUUCCACGUUAGCCUCGAUAUUCCACGGAGUCUGUAGUCCAGGGUUCCAGGGUAAGGAUGGUCUGAAGGCUUACGUGCAAGAUAUUGCUUCUCACCCAUAUCCUAUAAUGCCACUGCAAGCUCAUAUGCUAGCUGCUAAAGCAUUCUCAGAGGAGGUUCAAGGUUCGAUUGCCAAGCUUGAUAUGAAUCACGCAGCUGAUAUGACAGCGGAGAUGAAUAUUUGUCUGCAGGCAUUACGUGGGCUUCAAGAGACUCUAGUUACUUGUCCAGACAUGUCAUAUAUUGAAUAUUAA
Molecule: messenger RNA, 2280 nt
Organism: Talaromyces proteolyticus
Lineage: Eukaryota; Fungi; Ascomycota; Eurotiomycetes; Eurotiales; Trichocomaceae
Exons: 2
Coding region: 1-2280 (759 amino acids)
Biological process (GO): regulation of DNA-templated transcription
Molecular function (GO): zinc ion binding; DNA-binding transcription factor activity, RNA polymerase II-specific
Source: RefSeq, a predicted model, not a curated record